AAGACUCUGGAGCCAGAGCUGGGUGCCCUGCAAGCCCGGCUGGACCGGCUACUUCGUCGUCUACAGCUCUUGACAUCUCGCCUGGCUUUGCCUCAGGCAACCCCAGACCAACCCUCCGUCCCCUUGGGCCCUCCUACCUCAGCCUGGGGAAGCAUCCGGGCUGCUCAUGCCAUCUUGGGAGGGUUGCACCUGACCCUGGACGGGGCUGUUCGAGGUCUGCUGUUGUUAAAGACUCGGCUGUGACUCAGGACUGAAAGCCACCACCGACAUCGUCUUUUAAAAGCCACAUGUUAUUUAUUUAUUUAUUUUGGUACUUGGGUAGGGGGCAAGAUGAUCAGGGGCAUGCC
Molecule: messenger RNA, 347 nt
Organism: Cricetulus griseus (Chinese hamster)
Lineage: Eukaryota; Metazoa; Chordata; Mammalia; Rodentia; Cricetidae
Source: RefSeq, a predicted model, not a curated record